Messenger RNA from Pocillopora meandrina, 2679 nucleotides. The record is from the annotation of a GenBank genome assembly. NCBI's taxonomy places the organism in Eukaryota, Metazoa, Cnidaria, Anthozoa, Scleractinia, Pocilloporidae.
UUUCUUUCUCUCCUCCAGGCUAAUGUAAGAAAAUUCAAGCCUCUCUUUGACAGGAUCUUGGUUGAAAAAUUCCUCCCAGAAGUGGUGAGAAGACAGUGGAUCAAAUAUUUUGUUCAUACUAUUGGCAAUUUCUGAAUUCUUUUAUCCCCACCUUCCAAAUGAGGAUAAGAACAAAACCUUCUUGUGAAAAUGAGUUCAAUUUACUUAAGCAUAAAGUAUAGUUUUCACAUCAAAGGCUUUCCAUGUAUCCUCAAAUGACAUUCCUUCGUCUGUAGUGGCAUGUCUCCACUAUGCACAGUAUCACAGGUGACUUGUCCACAAACAUAAAAAAUGGCAGCAGGGAAGGGGGCUGGAUGGGCCUUGGGAGAAUAAGGAAUGAAGGGUAUAAAUGAUGGGAUGAAAGCUCAAGAACUGUAAGGGCUGGUUAUUUAAAGAAAGUUUAGCUGUUGUUGAACAAAACCACAUCCCAAACUAUCUUUGAUUAAGCUGAAUCUUUUAUCUGAACACUUAUUUUUGUGACUAGUGUCAAGAGGGCUGAAAGCUAGCCAUGGAAGGACAUUUAUUUAAUUAGAGAGCAUCUCUGAGGCCCACAGCUUGCAUAAAAACCAUGGUUUGGAUUAGACCUCUUGUAAAUAACCAGCCCUAAGAGUUUGAUAGGGAGGUUGGGAUAAGGGGUAUGGUAAAAUUUAAACAGUCAUCCAAAACUAUUUUCCCCCUCCAAUCUAUCAUCAACCUUUGCCUCAGAUUGAAAUCCUCAUGCUAAGGUGAAGUUAUGUGAUCAUUAGAGAACUUAAGAAAUUAAAAAUCAGUAAAAGUUUGAGGAAGUUUCCCUCCAUGACUGAGAGCUUGUAUGGAGUAGGCACAGAUUCAGACCCACUCUUGCUAUUUCUUGAUUUAAGUACUGAUAAACAGCUAUUAGGCAAAGUCAGUUUUAACUCAAGGUAUAUGUUGUGAUUCAAUUUUGUCCUUGGUUCAAAUUUAAUUUUCCUUUGUUUCAAACUCAUUAUCAUACAUUACAAUACUCAAAAACAAAAGAAAAAAAUUUGAAUCAAGGAUAAAAUUGAACCACAACAUACACAUGCAGGCGGUAUUCAAGAUGGCAACUGAUCUUUGACUCUGUAUUUUCUGUAGAAAACAAAAGGAGGUGUUCUCCUUCCUGAGAAAGGCCAAGGCAAAGUGCUAGAGGGUACUGUUGUGGCUGCUGGCCCUGGAAACUGGGAUCACAAAGUAAAAGCUUUUUCCCUGCUAACAAAGUGAAAUAAAUCAUCACAGCUAGUCAAUUGUUUUUGAAAUAGGGAGAUAGUCAUCAUAGUCUGUAGCACCUAGCAAAUUUAUUUGCCCUCUCCUUAACCCUUUUCACUCCCAAGAUCUAAUUAGUAAUUCUCCUUACUACCUGCCAUACAAUUCUUAUGAUGUUAGUUCAGAGAAUUUGGUAUUGGAUCAACUAAUAAUCUCAUAAUUGAUAUUCUUCUCUAUUCUCAUCACCUACCUGCUUGAUAUUGUAUCAGUAUUGUAAGGAGAAAUUCUGUCUUGGUCACUUGUGGGAGUGAAAGGGUUAACCCUUACACCCCCAAAGAGUGCCAAGCAUUAAAUUUCUCCUUACAAUAUCACUCAAACUUUAAGGUCACAAGGACAAAUUUAAGGAAAUAGUCAUCAGUUAGAGAAGCUCCUGAUUGUUACGCAAAUUCUCAUUGUCAGCACCCUAAGAAAUGUCCACAGAACAGUACAGAGAAAUAACCCUUUAACCCCUAAGAGUGAUUGGCAGCUUAUUCCUCCUGGACAUAUCACCCUUGAAUCAAACAUUAAUGUUACAAGAAUAAAGAAUUUGAUCGUUCAACAAAUUCACCUUGGCAGCUUUUUAGGAAAUGGAAUUUGAACAGUAAGGAGAAUAUUCUUAUUGAUGUUUGUGUGGAAAGGGUUAAACUAAAAUACUUUGUUUUGUUUUUAGAACAACCAAAGGAUAGAAGUUAAUGUCAAGGUUGGAGACAAGGUUUUACUACCAGAAUAUGGAGGAACAAAAAUAAAUUUGGAUGAAAAGGUAGGCAUUGUUAUUGGUAGCCUGUAAUCUUCCUGUUUUUCCUGUUUUGGCUGAAAUAAGGCAUUACCAUAUUAUCAAAUGAUAUAAACAGCCCCACGUGCAUUAUCCCACAGAAAACCAUAGAGAAAGGUUGGGUGUGUAUUGCUGGACAAGUUGACGCAAGCCACUCAAAAAAAAAAGCCAUCUGACCCUCGGCACCUGCAUUUACAUAUUCUGAGAACAAGAACAUUGUGGAUUUCAAGUUGGACCAAGCAAAUGAGAAAAUGAUCAAGUUGCAUUUCUCUAUGAAUUUAUGAGUUCCUUUUUCUUACUCAAAGAAAUGAAGGUUAUUAAAGUUUUGGCAAGUACUUCCUAAUUAGGUUGAAAAAAAAAAAAAAAAGGUUCAAAAUUUUGAUCUCGCAUUGGCCAUAGGAUAAAAUGCUUAUUAACUGCGUUUCAUUGGGCCAGAUGAGAAAAUAGCUGGCUUUGGGCCAUGAUGCAGGAACCUUUGGCCCUCCCAGCCACUUAGUCAAUAAGUACAUAAAACAAAGUUGCACUAAAUGCUGGACAUAUUCACUUGGUGUGGACUAACAGGAAUGUUCUCUUCUUAACAGGAAUACUUCAUCUACCGUGACACUGACAUCUUGGGGAUUUUUGAGUAA